Auxenochlorella protothecoides is the source of this 2640-nucleotide messenger RNA. Its product is annotated as Lysine-specific demethylase 5A. Gene Ontology annotation, molecular function: histone demethylase activity. Gene Ontology annotation, biological process: chromatin remodeling. The transcript has 8 exons. The record is from RefSeq and is a predicted model, not a curated record. The coding region runs from base 1 to 2640 and encodes 879 amino acids. NCBI's taxonomy places the organism in Eukaryota, Viridiplantae, Chlorophyta, Trebouxiophyceae, Chlorellales, Chlorellaceae. Gene Ontology annotation, cellular component: nucleus.
AUGGACAUUGAUCGCAACAUCUACAAUUCCGGUGCCGCCCCAUUUGAGAGCGAGGCCCGCGAGGCCACAGCGCCCAGUGUGCCGGGCGUCACGUCGACAUCCCCCGCCCGCCCAGGCUCCGGCCGGGUGCAGCGUGCCAGCGCGCUCAAAGCAAGCCAGCGCGUGUCGAGCUGGGCGGAGCGGGAAGCCAUGCCCUUCACGGCUGUGGCGGGGCGCGACAUCUUCGUCACCUCCAAGACCAAGGCCCACACGCGGCGCACCCCCCCCGCCGAGCAGCCGCCGGCCGCGGCCAAGCACCAGCGCACCGCGCAGCAGGCCGAUGCGCGGCGCCGCGACCGCCGCCGCUCCCCCUCCACGCCCGAGCCCGGCGCGGGACGGGCUGCCUCGGACGCCAAGCGCCCGUGCCGCGCACGAGGCGGGCAGCGGGCGUCCACCGCGGAAGACGGCGCCUCUGGCUCCGACUCCGAGGCGGCGCUGAGCGGGGACGAGCUGUAUGGCUGCCCCAAGUGCCGCGCCGAGGAGUUUGCUGACCCCGUGGCCUACAUCGCGCGCAUCACGGGGGAGGCCUGCGGGCAGGGCGCGGCGCACAUCAUACCCCCGCCCGGCUGGGACCCGCCCUUUGCACUGGAGCGCGGGACGACGGGCACCAGCAUGGAGUCCUUCCGCUUCGCCAUCCGCCGCCAGCCCACCGCCAAGCUCUGCGUGCGCGGCGCCGGCGUCGGCAAGGGGUCCGGCGGCGGCGGCGGCGGCGGCGCCACGCACGCCGCGGGGCGCUGCGCUGGCCGCGCGCUCCUGAACGGGGCGGGCGGGGUCGGGGAUGGGGCCUGCGCGGCCGGCGACGGCGCGUGUGAGGACACGAUGCACGAUCGCAUGGACGCCGACGCCUCUGCUGACGAGGCCUCCUCGUCCGGCUCCGACUCCGACUCCGAGUCCGAGUUUGGUUUCCCCACUCUCCAGCGCCGGCACACGCUGCGCUCCUUCUCCGCCUACGCCGACUGGGCGCGCGCUCUGCACUUCUCGGGCGCAGGUACUCGUGCGCCCUCGGGGCGAAGCACGCCGGCGGCGUGGAACGUGAACAACAUGCCGCGGGGACGCGGGUCGGUGCUGCGCCAUGCGCUGGGCGAGGAGCUGAUCACGGGCGUGAUGGUGCCCUGGCUCUACGUCGGCUCCGCCCUCUCCGCCUUCGCCUGGCACGUGGAGGACCACGCACUGUACUCGGUCAACUACCACCACAUGGGCGCGGAGAAGGUGUGGUACACCGUGCCGCCCUCCGCCACGCGCGCGCUGGAGGACGCGAUGCGCGACGCACUGCCGGGCCUGUUCGCCGCCGCGCCGGGGCUCAUCUACCAGCUGGUCACGCUGCUGUCGCCCGCCGAGCUCCGCGCGCGCGGCGUGCCGGUCUACCGCUUUGUCCAGCGCCCGGGCGAGUUCAUGAUCACCAUGCCGGACUCCUACCACGCCGGGUUCAACGCCGGGUUCAACUGCGCAGAGGCGGUGAAUUUUGCGCCGGCGGAGUGGAUCCCCUACGGCACCGACAUCCUGGACAAGUACCGCCAGAGCGGCAAGCCCCUCACACUGAGCCACGACUCGCUGCUGGUGGCGCUCGUCCAGGGCUACGACGAGGUCAAGACGGAGGCUGUGUGCGAGGCGGGACGAUUGCCCAGUGGCGAGGAGAUGCACGGGGCAGUGCCGCCGCCCCUCGCCGGCCUAGACGGCCUCGGCGCCGGCCCGGCGCGGUCGGUGCCCGACGCCCGGCCCGCCUCGGCGCGUAAGGCGGCGAACACUGCGGCCGCCGCCGCGCCGUCGCAGCAGGUGCCGCUGUUGCCGCCGCCGCCCGAGGCCGUGGCGCUGGCGGCGGGGGACGUCUGCCUGCGCGCCACGGAGGAGCGGCGGCGCCUGUCUGCGGGCUGCGCGGCGCUGGCGGUGAGGAGCAGAUCUGCUGAGGGCGCCGACGCGAGGAGCACAUGUGUCGAGGGCGUCGGCGCGGCGGGCUCCGUCGGCGCGGCGGGCUCCGUCGGCGCGGCGGAAAGUGCCGCCUUGACGCGCUGGUACGGCGCUGUGGAGCGCAUGCCGCCCCGGGCGGCCGCAGCCUCGACCAGCGGCGCGCGCCCCGCGCCCGCCCCGGCGAGCGUCACCCCGACUCGGCGCCGCUCGGCGCGCGGCCUGUUUGCCGACACCGCCGACAUGGACUGCUGCGUGUGCGCCUGCGACCUGUGGCUGUCGGCCGCGCUGUGCACGCUGUGCCCCGACCUGGCCGCCUGCCCCGAACACGUGGCGGCGCUGUUGGAGCGGGCGCCGGGGGGAGCGCCACCGGGCGACGCGCGGGCCUGCCUGGUGCUGCUGCAGCGCCACACCCCCGAGGAGCUGGAGGCCAUGGUCGCCGCGGCCGGCGAGGGCGAGCCGGGGGUGUGGGAGGCGGUGCGCGCCGCGCGCAGCCGGCGGGGAGUCAGGGAGGCCACCCGCGUCCGUCACCGCAGCCUGGGGCCCUUUGAUCCCACGGGCAAGAGGUACUCGAGCUGCGGCGGUGCUGCAGCGGAGUCGGAUGCACGCCUCAUCCCUGAACUCAAGCCCACAUCAGGCCUGUCGGAACCGGGAGCGUGCCUGAUUGCAGCGGCGCAUCAGUGCGCGAUUCCUGCCUGA